Messenger RNA from Oppiella nova, 1416 nucleotides. The record is from the annotation of a GenBank genome assembly. Lineage: Eukaryota; Metazoa; Arthropoda; Arachnida; Sarcoptiformes; Oppiidae.
ACAAUUUAUGAGCUGGAUGAUCACACACCACCGGAUUACUCGCUAACAUGCCAAACAUCUGAAUGUGAAUCCGCGGGAAAGGCACUGAAAGCCAAUCUCAAGAAAUCGGUGGACCCGUGCCAUGACUUCUAUGCGUUCGCGUGCGGGGGUUGGGAGGCGUCCCAUAAACUACCCGAUGAUAAAGACUGCGGUCGACANGUGACCUAUGCCUCCGAUCUCUAUAAGGAGUGUAUUGAUGAAGAAACACGUAAUGCCCGGGGAGUGACUCCUAUUAUAGAAGCACUAAAAUCAGUGGGCGGGUGGCCUAUAUUGGGACAGUCGGGUGGCUAUAAUGAGACCAAAUUUGAUUGGAAGGACGCGUUUGUGAAGCAAUUCGUCAAAUAUGGCGUUUCAUCCAUAUAUUCAUUGUCAGUAUUCCCGGACUCUAACGAUACUCUUGUCAAUAGAUUAUACUUUGACAGUGACCAAUUUGUCCUCAAUUAUUCGGCAAUUCCACAGCCUAAUGAUAAUAAGCAAUAUGAAAAUCCCGAUUCGAAAGCUUAUAAGGAGUUUAUACUACAAACGGCACUACUAUUAGGUGCUACAAAUAAUAGCCAAACUCGCAAGGAUGUGGACAACAUAUUUUUAUACGAAGAAGAACUAGCAUUGAAUGCUGAUAUUAAAGAUGCCUUUCCAAGUUCUCAUUACAAUAGGAUGUCAUUUGUUAAUCUCAACCUAUUAUCUAAAAAUCGUCGAACCAACCAAUUUGUCGAUUGGCUGAACAUAACAAACACUAUAUUACAGGAAUUGAAUGAAACAAUUCGUAUGAAAAGCGAUGAUCUGGUUAUAGUGAGGGAUACUUUUUAUUAUCAGUUCCUGCCAAAAAGUUUGAAAGUUAAAGGAAUCAACUAUCAUAUGAAACCCCGAGUGAUAGCUAACUAUAUGGGCUGGAAUUUUGUCCGCAAAUUGGGCUCAUAUACUGAUAAACAGUUCAGAGAUAUUGAACUUAAAUUCAACCAACACUUUAAUAAACAGGAAACGGGUGUCGAUUUGCGGGGGACAUGUAUGGACAGCAUAUCAUCACAAUUACCAUAUGCUGUGAGCCGUCUAUAUGUCGAUAAACACUUCACACAAAAUGAUAAACAAGAGCCACCCUAUUAUGACAGUAGGGUUGAAGCUUAUCUUAACUACGGGGCCAUUGGAUCGCUUGUCGGACAUGAUUUAACACUCGGUCGAUACGCUUACGAGUUGGCCAGGGAUGAGAUACAGCAUAGUAUGCGAAACGAGACGACAGUCCGUGUGAACCGUUUGCGAGAGAAUAUUGCGGACAACGGAGGCCUCAGAGAGUCGUUCCGCGCGUUUCAGACGUACGUCAAGACAUACGGAGAACCACUACGACUGCCAUAUGUCUCGCAAUACACACCACAACAGAUGUAU